Molecule: messenger RNA, 2097 nt
Organism: Orycteropus afer afer
Lineage: Eukaryota; Metazoa; Chordata; Mammalia; Tubulidentata; Orycteropodidae
Gene: GPSM1
Product: G protein signaling modulator 1
Exons: 14
Coding region: 1-2097 (698 amino acids)
Molecular function (GO): protein binding; GTPase regulator activity
Source: RefSeq, a predicted model, not a curated record
AUGAUGCCGGCGGAGGCCCAGCCUUCGGCCCUGAGCCUGGGGGAGAAGGCCAUGUGCAAGGUGGUCUAUGGCGCUCCCCGGCCCCACCCGCUGCUGCUGCCUGUGGGCCUGGAGCUGUGGCUGUACGUGCAGCGGAUGCGAAACCUGCGGCGGAGCAGGAUGGAGGCCUCCUGCCUGGAGCUGGCCCUGGAGGGAGAGCGGCUGUGCAAGGCUGGGGACUUCAAGGCUGGCGCGGCCUUCUUCGAGGCGGCCGUGCAGGUGGGCACUGAGGACCUGAAGACGUUGAGCGCCAUCUACAGCCAGCUGGGCAACGCAUACUUCUACGUAAAGGAGUACCCACGGGCGCUGGCCUACCACAAGCAUGACCUGCUGCUGGCCAGGACCAUUGGCGACCGCAUGGGGGAGGCCAAGGCCAGCGGGAACCUGGGCAACACCCUCAAGGUCCUGGGCCGCUUCGAUGAGGCCAUCGUCUGCUGCCAGCGGCACCUGGACAUUGCCCAGGAGCAGGGGGACAAGGUCGGGGAGGCACGUGCUCUCUACAACAUCGGCAACGUGUACCACGCCAAGGGCAAGCACCUGUCCUGGAGCACCACUCAGGACCCUGGGCACCUGCCGCCCGACGUGCGGGAGACACUGCGCAAGGCCUCUGACUUCUACGAGAGGAACUUGUCCCUGGUGAAGGAGCUAGGGGACCGGGCGGCCCAGGGCAGGGCCUAUGGCAACCUGGGCAACACCCAUUAUCUGCUGGGGGACUUCCCGGAGGCUGCUGCUUUCCACAAGGAGCGUCUUGCCAUUGCCAAGGAGUUUGGUGACAAGGCGGCUGAGAGGCGGGCCUACAGCAACCUGGGCAACGCCCACAUCUUCCUGGGGCGCUUCGACGUCGCAGCUGAGUACUACAAGAAGACGCUCCAGGUGUCCCGGCAGCUCCGAGACCCGGCAGUGGAGGCCCAGGCCUGCUACAGCCUGGGCAACACCUACACGCUGCUGCAGGACCACGAGCGAGCCGCUGAGUACCACCUGCGCCACCUGCUCAUUGCCCAGGAGCUGGCCGACAGAGUGGGUGAGGGCCGGGCUUGCUGGAGUCUGGGGAACGCCUACGUGUCCAUGGGGAGCCCCGCACAGGCCCUGACCUUUGCCAAGAAACACCUGGAGAUCUCCCAGGAGAUUGGGGACCGCACCGGUGAGCUCACGGCCCGCAUGAACGUGGCACAGCUGCAGCUGGUUCUGAGCCGGCUGACCAGCCCGGCGGCCGCGGAGAAGCCUGACCUGGCUGGCUACGAGGCCCAAGGAGCCAGGCCCAAGAGGACACAGCGACUGAGCUCAGAGACUUGGGACCUGCUGAGGCCCCCCCUGGAGCGGGAGCAGAAUGGAGACAGCCACCACGCGGGGGACUGGCGGGGGCCAAGCCGGGACUCGCUCCCCCUGCCGGUAAGGAGCAGGAAGUACCAGGAGGGGCCGGACGCCACUGAGCGGAGGCCCCGGGAGGGUAGCCACUCCCCACUGGACAGCGCAGACGUCCGGGUGCAGAUGCCUCGAGCGAACCUCCCUCGGACCCUGUCCUCGGACGAAGAGUUCUUCUUUGACCUGCUCAGCCAGUCACAGAGCAGCCGCAUGGAUGACCAGCGCUGUCCCCUGGAGGACGGCCAGGCUGGGGCCGCCCCCACGUUGGAGGAGUGCAUCGCCCAGUCCUCGCUGACGGCCUCCCCGCAGACUGAGGAGCUCUUUGACCUCAUUGCCAGCUCUCAGAGCCGCCGGCUGGAUGACCAGCGGGCCAGCGUGGGCAGCCUGCCCGGGCUUCGUAUCACCCACAACAACCUGGGCCACCUGUGUGGGGACGGCGAGCCCCCCGAGCCCGGGGACGAGUUCUUCAACAUGCUCAUCAAGUGCCAGUCCUCCAGGAUUGACGACCAGCGCUGCCUGCCGCCCGCGGUGCUGCCCCGAGGCCCCACCGUGCCCGACGAGGACUUCUUCAGCCUCAUCCAGAGGGUGCAGGCCAAGCGCAUGGACGAGCAGCGGGUGGACCUCGCCGGCAGCCCUGAGCAGGAGGCCCCCGCACCACCCGAAGCCCAGCAGCAGGGCCCGCCCGGCACCAGCUAA